This is a messenger RNA of Magallana angulata, 932 nucleotides long. Its product is annotated as fucolectin-5-like. The transcript is spliced from 4 exons. The record is from RefSeq and is a predicted model, not a curated record. The coding region runs from base 8 to 820 and encodes 270 amino acids. Lineage: Eukaryota; Metazoa; Mollusca; Bivalvia; Ostreida; Ostreidae.
UUCAGACAUGAGGUUUAACUUUUCUAUGACACUUGUUUCCUAUACGGUGUCUGUUUUUACAGUGACCAAGCUGCAAAAAUGUACAACCGUUAACUUAAACAUCAAAUCCGGCAGAGAACUAACUGCAGAUAUGGCAUCACCAUUAUGGACGAUAUAUGCAGCAACGUAUGGGUCUGCUUUGUACCAUUGUUUUCCACGUUGUGAAGAGGACGAGAGGUGCGUUGGGAUAGAGUUGUGCAGGAUACGACCAGAUUAUUCUAGAUGCAGGGGAUGCUGCGAAUGGUUUGUCAAUUGGCACAAAGGAAUAGCACUGACUACUUCUGAUAAAUGCAGAUACAUAGAGCUAGACAAUAGAACAAAUGUCAACGAAACUGGAACCAAUGUGGCUUUGCAUUCUUCCACAACUGCAAGUUCUGUGGCAGUUUUUGGACCAAACGUUUUGUCGCACAGAAAAGCAGUGGAUGGAAUUGCACUUUGCCCGCAUUCCUCGUAUACUUUCCAUACGUACGAGGAGGUUGACCCAUGGGUUAAAAUUAAUCUUCAAAGAAUAGUAAUGAUUUGGAGAAUAAUAGUUUACAACAGACAAGACUGCUGUGGCAGUCGUUUGGUAAAUCUGAACGUAACUUACAGUAAUGGUGGUCAGACCAACAGCUGUGGAUACUAUCCUGGCUCGAUGGCAAAAAGUGGUGACGUCAUUCUGUUUCAAUGCCCACCUGACGCCAGAGGAAGCUCUGUAAAGCUGAUGGUCCAGUCUCCGCCAGGAAUAAAAAACUACUUCAGUCUGUGUGAAGUUGAAGUUUAUCAGAAAAAGUACGAUUAAAACCAUGAACAAGAUUAACAUGUUAACAGUGUUAACAAAUAAUCAGUUCAAAUGUUGGUGUCUAUGAGUUACUGUAGUAAUGCAAAUCAUGUAAAACAAUCGAACUAACAAA